AUGCCGGCUCCCAAUACGGCUCCCCGCACCCUGUACGACAAGGUCUUUGACGACCACGUCGUGUACUCGGGCGAAGGCGACACCCUCAUCUACAUUGACCGCCACCUCGUCCACGAGGUCACCUCUCCCCAGGCGUUCGAGGGCCUUGAGAAUGCUGGCCGCAAGGUCCGCAGGACAGACUGCACCCUCGCGACUGUCGACCACAACAUCCCUACCGUCUCCCGGAAAGCGUUCAAGUCGGUCGGCACCUUCAUCGAGGAGGCCGACUCGCGUGCCCAGGUCGAGGCGCUCGAGGAGAACGUCAAGAAGUUUGGCGUGACUUACUUUGGCAUGACCGACAGGCGCCAGGGCAUUGUUCACAUUAUUGGCCCCGAGCAGGGCUUUACUCUUCCUGGUACAACGGUUGUCUGCGGUGACUCGCACACUUCCACUCACGGUGCCUUUGGCGCCCUUGCCUUCGGUAUUGGUACCUCCGAGGUCGAGCACGUCCUCGCCACUCAGACCCUCCCCCAAGCAAAGUCCAAGAACAUGCGCAUCAACGUCGAGGGCACCCUCGCCGAGGGCGUCGCGUCCAAGGACAUUGUCCUCCACAUCAUCGGUCUCAUCGGUACCGCCGGCGGCACCGGGUGCGUCAUCGAGUUCUCGGGCUCCGCCAUCCGUGCCCUCUCCAUGGAAGCCCGCAUGUCGAUCUGCAACAUGUCGAUUGAAGGUGGUGCCCGUGCCGGUAUGAUCGCCCCCGACGACAUCACCUUUGAGUACCUCAAGGGCCGUCCCCUCGCUCCCCCUGAGGGUCCCGAGUGGGACCGCGCCGAGGCGUACUGGCGUACCCUCGCCUCGGACCCCGGAGCCAAGUACGACGUCGAGGUCGAGAUUAAGGCUGAGGACAUCAUUCCUACACUCACCUGGGGCACUUCGCCCGAGGACACCGUUCCCAUCACCGGCAAGGUUCCCAGCCCUGCCGACUUCCCCGAGAACAAGCGCGCCGACGUCGAGAAGGCGCUCAAGUACAUGGGCCUCACCGCUGGUACCCCCAUGGAGGAGAUCAAGGUUGACAAGGUCUUCUUUGGCUCGUGCACGAACGGCCGUAUUGAGGACAUGCGCUCGGCUGCCCGUGCCAUUCAGGCCGCGGCCAAGAACGGUGGCCCCACCCACAUCGCCGAGGGUGUCUACGCCAUGGUCGUCCCCGGCUCUGGUCUUGUCCGCAAGCAGGCCGAGGCUGAGGGCCUCGACGUCAUCUUCAAGAAGGCUGGGUUUGACUGGCGUGAAGCUGGCUGUUCCAUGUGCCUUGGCAUGAACCCCGACCAGCUCAGCCCCGGUGAGCGCUGCGCCUCGACCUCGAACCGCAACUUUGAGGGUCGCCAGGGUGCCGGUGGCCGCACCCACCUCAUGUCGCCUGCCAUGGCUGCUGCUGCCGCCCUCACCGGGCGCCUGACCGACGUCCGUAAGCUCAUGGGCUCGCACAUUUCGGAAGAGGGCGACUUUAAGAUCACCAACUACCAGGACUACCUCGAGCGCUUCGUGCCCGCUCAGCACACUCCCCAGGAGGCCGAGGCCCCUGUUGCUGCUGAGGCUGACAAGCCCAAGGCUGCCGCUGCCGGUCUGCCCAAGUUCACUGUCCUCAAGGGCAUUGCCGCGGGCAUGUCCGAGGCCAACAUUGACACGGACAAGAUCAUCCCCAAGCAGUUCCUCAAGACGCUCAAGCGCACCGGUCUCCGCGAUGCCCUCUUCUGGCCUGCGCGCUUCGACAUCCGCACCAACGAGAAGCUCCCGAACUUUGUUCUCAACAAGGAGCCCUGGACCAAUGCCAAGAUUCUCGUCGUCACCGGUGACAACUUUGGCUGCGGUUCGUCUCGUGAGCACGCCCCCUGGGCGCUCAACGACUUUGGCAUCCGCUGCGUGAUGGCUCCAUCGUUCGGUGACAUUUUCCGCAACAACUGCUUCAAGAACGGCAUGCUCCCCCUCAUCCUCCCCAAGGCCGACCUCGAGCUGCUUUACCAGGACGCCACUGCUGGCGAGGAGCUCGCCGUCGACCUCGAGAACCAGCAGGUCAUCCGCCCCAACGGCCAGGCGCCCAUCAAGUUUGAGAUCGACGCGUUCCGCCGCCACUGCCUCCUCAACGGUCUUGACGACAUUGGCCUCACCCUUGCCCACGAGUCUGAUAUUGCCAAGUUUGAGGAGCGCCGCUCGGCCGAGUGGCCAUGGCUCGACGGCGCCGGCUACGCCAAGAAGGGCAAGGUCGUGCCCCUCCGCCAGGGUGCCAAGAAGACGGACUGGUGA
Messenger RNA from Cutaneotrichosporon cavernicola, 2277 nucleotides. RefSeq lists its product as uncharacterized. The record is from RefSeq and is a predicted model, not a curated record. The coding region runs from base 1 to 2277 and encodes 758 amino acids. Gene Ontology annotation, cellular component: 3-isopropylmalate dehydratase complex. Gene Ontology annotation, molecular function: 4 iron, 4 sulfur cluster binding; 3-isopropylmalate dehydratase activity. NCBI's taxonomy places the organism in Eukaryota, Fungi, Basidiomycota, Tremellomycetes, Trichosporonales, Trichosporonaceae. The transcript is spliced from 2 exons. Gene Ontology annotation, biological process: L-leucine biosynthetic process.